AUGGGUAUCCCAAAUGAAGGAAGUGGUAGGGAGUCUGAUGAUUACAAUGAACCACAAGAUCCUGUUGAAGAGGAGACUGACGAUGAAGAGAACAUAUAUUUUGAUACAACUGAUUUCCUUUCAUCUAGUUCUUUUAAAAGCAGUGGAUCUGAUUUCCAAAGAUCUGAAGCUGGUUCAGAUGAUGAGGACGACUACCCGAUGGAUGGAAUUGAUCCUUCUAUGAACUCUGUUGGAAUUAAUUAUCCAUAUGUGAGAAGGCCAUAUGUGAGAAGGCGUAAGAAGCUACCAGAUCCAGUUGAGAAAGAGAAGGGUGUUAGUUUGUGGUCAAUGAUCAAGGACAACAUAGGAAAGGAUCUUACCAAAGUCUGUCUGCCUGUUUACUUCAAUGAACCUCUUUCAUCAUUACAAAAAUGUUUCGAGGAUCUUGAGUAUUCCUACCUUAUUGAUCGUGCAUAUGAAUGGGGCAAAAGGAUGAACCACAUUUAUGCAUCUUACAUCUCUAUGUUGAAUACUCAGGGGGAUAGUGUGAUGAGGAUUCUAAGCGUUGCAGCAUUUGUUGUUUCUAGUUAUGCCUCUACGGAUGGAAGGAGUUGUAAGCCCUUCAACCCUCUUCUUGGGGAGACCUAUGAAGCAGAUUAUCCAGAUAAAGGUCUUCAUUUUUUCUCAGAAAAGGUUAGUCAUCAUCCAAUGGUUGUUGCAUGCCACUGUGAGGGAAAUGGCUGGAGGUUUUGGGCAGAUAGCAACCUAAAGAGCAAGUUCUGGGGUCGCUCCAUUCAACUUGAUCCUGUUGGUGUGUUAACACUGGAGUUUGAUGAUGGUGAAGUUUUCCAGUGGAGCAAGGUGACCACUUCCAUUUACAAUCUCAUAUUGGGUAAACUGUACUGUGAUCACUAUGGUACUAUGCGCAUUCAAGGUAAUCGCGAAUAUUCAUGUAAGCUGAAGUUCAAGGAGCAUUCAAUUAUUGAUCGCAACCCUCAUCAGGUAUUUAAUAAAUUGCCUGUAUACUAGAUGUAUUUUGUAUGCUUGUUCUUCUGAUUUCUCCUUUUAUUUCCUAACUUUGCAGUUUGUUUGUCACUAAGAUGAUGCUUUUCCAUGCAUAUUAGUUAAAGCAAGUGAUGCAUCUGUGCCUUUUGGCAAGACAUAUUUUUAGCAGUUUAUAUAUAUUCAUUUGAAAGCAUA
Messenger RNA from Triticum dicoccoides, 1179 nucleotides. Its product is annotated as oxysterol-binding protein-related protein 1C-like. Bases 1 to 1008 code for a protein of 335 amino acids. The transcript has 5 exons. Gene Ontology annotation, molecular function: sterol binding. Gene Ontology annotation, cellular component: membrane; cytosol. NCBI's taxonomy places the organism in Eukaryota, Viridiplantae, Streptophyta, Magnoliopsida, Poales, Poaceae. The record is from RefSeq and is a predicted model, not a curated record.